UAUCACCAUCUACGCACUACCUCGAUGGCGGUGAAGUAUUUGUUCAUAGCCAUAACUGUUAGUAUUGCAGUGCAUAAUUGCAGCGGUGUAAGUUUGGAUGGUGGCGAUACGCUUCGAUUGGGGACUUCGCUCACUGGAAAUCAGACCCUAAUUUCCAAGAAUGGCACGUUUGCAUUGGGAUUUUUCAGUCCCACGGGAACGAAUAAUUGGUAUAUUGGCAUCUGGUAUGCACCAACCUCUCAGAAAGCCAUAGUUUGGGUGGCUAACAGAGAUAAUCCUGUCAGAAACAUGCCUGGCGUUCUCAAGUUUUCGAGAGAAGGUCAUCUCAGAUUGCUUGAUAGAGAGGGCCGGUCAGUUUGGUGGACUGAUAUUGGCGAGAAAGGAUCACGGGCUGUAAUAACGGACUCUGGUAAUUUCAUUAUGCUGGACGCCCACAACGAGUCAGCAAUUGUUUGGGAGAGUUUCGCGCACCCCACAGAUACAUGGUUGCCUGGCAUGAAUAUGUGGAAAGGCAUGAAGCUGACUUCCUGGAAGAGUUCUUCGGAUCCUGCCAGUGGGCUCUUCUCUUUCGGAAUGGACAUGUCUCCAGGGAAGACGCAGAUGGUGAUGUUCUUUAACAACACUGUUCCAUAUUGGUCCAGUGGAGACUGCAUUGGACACAAUCAUUUUUCUAAGGUUCCAGAAUUGGAAGGUCAGAAGAAAAUUCAAGCGUCAUGUGUGACGCUUUCUGCUUCAAGAAUAUAUAUCCAUUUUGGCCUAAACCCGAUUGAUCAUAUGAUCACGGGGCGGUUUCUGUUAGAUGAGAACGGCGAAUUUGAACUUUACUUCUGGAUGGAUGAUGGUAGAUGGAGUUUCAGGUGGUCGACAUACCGAGGUCAAUGCAGUGACUAUGAAAUCUGCGGGGCAAAUGGACUGUGCAAUGCGAAUGAUGUGUGUAGUUGUGUCCAGGGCUUCACCCCCAAGCAUGGCUCUCAAGGUUGGUGGUCAAGUGGGUGUGCUAGGCGAAAACCCUUGCAAUGCUCUGUCACGGAGGGAACAACCGACGGCUUCUUGGAAGCCAAGAACCAAUACUUGCCCGAAAAAGAAGCUGUCUUAAUCAACAACGAGCCAACACAGCAAGGCUGCCGGGCUGCAUGUCUCAACAAUUGCUCCUGCACAGCCUUUGCUUUAGCUAUUUCUGAUUCCCCUGUCUGCAGAUUGUGGUUUGGAGAUUUAUUUGGAAUGAGCGUUUCGUCUGAGGGCCUAUCCGUCUUCGUCAGGCUGGCUGCUUCUGAGUUCCCACACUUGAUAUCAGAGCAAAGCAACAAAACCCCUGCACUUACAAUUUUACUUUCUGCCACCGCAUCAUUUUUUGUUCUUUCGGCUCUCCUGUCAGCGGUAUUUAUUCUGUGGAAACGUCGAAGGCUGUCGAAGAAAAACCUUGAAGAGGAAGUGCCAUUGUCGCUCAGAAAGUUCAGUUACAAAGAGCUGCGAAUUGCAACGGAGAAUUUCAGGCAUAAGCUGGGUAGCGGAGCAUUCGGCUCUGUUUACAAAGGAACUCUGCCGGACAAAACGCCUGUCGCGGUUAAAAGAUUAGAGGGUUCUACGCAAGCAGAAAAACAAUUCCGUGCUGAAAUAAUCACCACUGGCAGAUUACAGCACGUGAAUUUGGUUAGGCUGUGGGGAUUCUGUAUAGAACAUUCACAAAGGUUACUGGUCUAUGCCUACAUGCCCAACGGUUCCUUAAAUUCCUUCCUCUUCUGUAAGCCGGAAGACGUAGAGAAAGUGUUGGACUGGAAGACCCGGUUUCAGAUCGCAUUGGGCACUGCAAGAGGAUUGGUUUAUCUGCAUGAGGAAUGCAGGGAUCGCAUCAUUCACUGCGAUAUCAAGCCUGAAAACAUUCUCCUCGACAGCGACUUCAGCCCAAAGGUGGCAGAUUUUGGGCUAGCAAAGCUGGUAGGUAGAGAUUUCAGCCGAGUACUGACAACCACAAGAGGAACUCGUGGGUACGUGGCUCCUGAGUGGAUCUCCGGCCUCCCUAUCACUCCCAAGGCGGACGUAUACAGUUUUGGCAUGACGUUGUUGGAAAUUAUAUCAGGCCGAAGAAAUCUGGAUUUAACGGUGGAGGUAAGUAGAUUGUACUUUCCUAUCUGGGCUUCAUCUCAGAUUCAGAGCGGAAACAUAUUAGACGUUGUGGACGCAAGGAUAGCAAGUGAGGCGGAUAUCGAAGAGGUGAGAAGAGCCGCUAUGGUGGGUGGGCUGUGCAUUCAAGACGAUGAGAAUGAGAGGCCGAGCAUGAGUGAAGUGGUGAAGAUAUUGGAAGGCAGAAUGGAGGCUCGUGUGCCAAAAAUUCCGAGGUCUCUACAGGUCCUAUUGGGUCAGGUUCACGACGACAACGAUCACUGCGGUAAACAUCCUCCCAUAUAAACUGGUUCUGUACACGCAAAACAGUAGCAGGUUUUAAAUGAAAGGUUUAUGAUAGAUAUAGCUGUCAUGUUGACUAAUUUGCAGCAACUUCAUCUUUAUGUAGUACGAAAUAAAUGGGCGGUGGGAAAUAUUCUGAAAUAUUCCUUUAAUCGUCCAUAUCCAUAAUUUUACCAGUUUUUUUCCUUUUACAUUUGUAGAACAGAAUUUAAAAUUAAUAAAAGUUAUUAGUACUGGUCGUUA
Messenger RNA from Cryptomeria japonica (Japanese cedar), 2646 nucleotides. RefSeq names its product G-type lectin S-receptor-like serine/threonine-protein kinase At2g19130. Gene Ontology annotation, molecular function: ATP binding; protein serine/threonine kinase activity. The record is from RefSeq and is a predicted model, not a curated record. Gene Ontology annotation, biological process: recognition of pollen; protein phosphorylation. The transcript has a single exon. Bases 25 to 2406 code for a protein of 793 amino acids. Lineage: Eukaryota; Viridiplantae; Streptophyta; Pinopsida; Cupressales; Cupressaceae.